Molecule: messenger RNA, 2674 nt
Organism: Solanum lycopersicum (tomato)
Lineage: Eukaryota; Viridiplantae; Streptophyta; Magnoliopsida; Solanales; Solanaceae
Product: metal-nicotianamine transporter YSL2
Biological process (GO): seed development; response to iron ion
Cellular component (GO): plasma membrane
Molecular function (GO): iron-nicotianamine transmembrane transporter activity; oligopeptide transmembrane transporter activity
Source: RefSeq, a predicted model, not a curated record
AUUUUGUACUGCAAAAACAUAUUUUUGGGUUUCUGUACUACUCAUGCAGUACAUCAAUUCCCUUCUCCUCUACAUAUUCUUCAAAUUCCAACAACCUCCACAUUCCAUGGGUAAAAUAUUUAUCUUCAAUUUGAAUUCCUCUGUAAAUCUUGUCCAAAUUCACCGUUUCUCGUGGUGGAUGAGAUCGCAAUAACUCACCAACUGACAAAAUCCAUUUCGGCACUUUUUUCAAGAAUCACCCAGAAAGGGAUUUUUAGGUACCCUUUUACGUCGAUUAAAACCCAUCAUGUUUUGUUUUGUGUGUUUUUGGAUUUUGUUGUGAUUGAAUUGAAAAAAUUUACAGGGAGAAAUGAGUAGAGUUGGGGUAGAAUUAAUGGAGAUUGAAAGAGAAGUAACGGAAGAAAUGAGAGAUGGUGAUGAUGAAGUGAAGAGAAUUCCUCCGUGGACUAAACAGAUUACAGUACGAGGAAUUGUUGCGAGUGUUUUGAUUGGAGUUAUUUAUAGUGUGAUUGUAACGAAGCUUAAUCUCACUACUGGACUUGUACCAAAUCUCAAUGUUUCAGCUGCUCUGCUUGCUUAUGUGAUUCUACAGUCAUGGACUAAGGUUCUAAAAAAGGCGAAUUUUACAUGUACUCCGUUUACUAAACAGGAGAAUACUAUUAUUCAGACUUGUGCUGUUGCAUGUUACAGUAUUGCUGUAGGAGGUGGCUUUGGAUCAUAUCUUUUGGGACUGAAUAAGAAAACAUAUCAGCAAGCUGGGGUCGAUACAAGUGGCAAUACACCAGGGAGCUAUAAGGAACCUAAACUUGAUUGGAUGAUUGGUUUUCUCUUUGUUGUUAGUUUUGUUGGGCUAUUAGCUCUGGUUCCUCUUAGAAAGAUCAUGAUAAUUGACUACAAAUUACCUUAUCCAAGUGGAACUGCGACUGCUGUUCUAAUCAAUGGAUUUCAUACACCCAAGGGAGAUAAAUUGGCCAAGAAACAGGUUAAAGGGUUCAUGAAAGUUUUCACAUUCAGCUUCUUCUGGAGUUUCUUCCAGUGGUUCUAUUCUGGUGGAGAUCACUGUGGAUUUGCCAACUUCCCCACGUUCGGGUUGAAAGCUUGGAAGCAAUCGUUUUUCUUUGAUUUCGACAUGACUUAUGUGGGAGCUGGAAUGAUUUGUUCUCACCUUGUGAACUUCUCUUUGCUUCUUGGAGCUGUGCUCUCUUGGGGUAUCAUGUGGCCUCUAAUUACUGAUCGCGACGGAUAUUGGUUCCCUUCAAGUUUACCACAGAGCAGUAUGAAGAGUCUAAUGGGUUACAAGGUUUUUAUCUCCAUUGCUCUUCUCCUGGGAGAUGGCCUUUACAAUUUUGUCAGGACACUUUAUUUCACUUUUAGAAACAUAUAUGCCACGCUGAAAACAAAAAGGCCUGAAUCAUCACCCUCAGAAGCCAAGAAUCUUCCACUUGAAGAGCUGCAGAGAAACGAAAUAUUCAUCAGAGAGAGCAUUCCCUUCUGGCUAGCUUGUAUUGGCUACUUGAUCUUUUCCCUUAUCUCCAUCAUUGUCAUUCCAAUUAUGUUCCCUGCGUUGAAGUGGUAUUAUGUGCUCGUUGCCUAUGUUUUUGCACCAGCUUUGAGCUUCUGCAAUGCUUAUGGUGCUGGUCUAACAGAUUUGAAUAUGGCAUACAAUUACGGUAAAGUAGCUCUGUUUGUGCUUGCUGCAUUAUCCGGGAAAGAGAACGGUGUUGUCGCUGGGCUUAUUGGAUGUGGACUGAUUAAAUCCAUGGUUUCUAUAUCCUCUGACCUGAUGCACGAUUUCAAGACGAGUCAUCUGACCCUUACAUCCCCGCGUUCCAUGUUACUCAGCCAAGCUAUUGGGACUGCCAUUGGCUGUGUCGUAGCACCUCUUACAUUUUUCCUAUUCUACAAAUCUUUUGAUGUAGGGGGUCCCAAUGGUGAGUACAAAGCUCCUUAUGCACUCAUCUAUAGAAACAUGGCAAUCUUAGGUGUUGAAGGAUUCUCAGCUCUGCCUCGCCAUUGCUUGCAGCUGUGUUAUGGUUUUUUCGCGUUUGCUGUACUUGCCAACUUGGUGAGAGACAUGGCCCCUGAGAGAGUCGGGAAAUUGGUUCCUCUCCCAAUGGCUAUAGCUGUGCCUUUCCUUGUUGGGGCUUCCUUUGCAAUUGAUAUGGCUGCGGGGAGUUUGAUCGUAUACGUAUGGCAUAAACUCAACAGCAAGAAGGCAGAUUUGAUGGUUCCUGCAGUGGCUUCAGGAUUUAUUUGUGGUGAUGGAUUAUGGAUUCUUCCAUCAGCACUACUUGCUUUACUCAAAGUUAGGCCUCCAAUUUGUAUGGCUUUUACAGUCGGACAGACAUAGUGAAAUUUCCUGAUUCUUGAAACUAAGGAGCAAAAAAAUAACUAUCUUAGAAGUACAGAAACUGGAUAUAGCUUAGAAACGUAUUUUAAGGAUUUACCAAAUCAUAGGUACAAUAUCGAAGAAUAGCUUACAAAAGGCAACAUUAGGAAAAUACAUAACAUAUAAGUUGUCGUUCUUUUAUCUCAUAAAGGAAACUUCGGAUAGUCAUAGGCCGGUUCGAUUUAUUGGUCGGUUUUACACACCCGUAAUCUACCGUCCAAUAAAUUAUUUCUUCGGCAUGAUCAAAAUGGUAUGUAUUAUGACAACUUAUUUUCACCUUUUCAA